This is a messenger RNA of Bradysia coprophila, 1018 nucleotides long. RefSeq lists its product as uncharacterized. Gene Ontology annotation, molecular function: chitin binding. The record is from RefSeq and is a predicted model, not a curated record. Gene Ontology annotation, cellular component: extracellular region. NCBI's taxonomy places the organism in Eukaryota, Metazoa, Arthropoda, Insecta, Diptera, Sciaridae.
AGUGAUUUUUGAAUUAUCGCUCGGAUAACACUCGUGUGUUCAACGUUUUGGUACUUAAAAAUGCGAUUGAAAAUCAACGCACUUGUUAUACUAACGCUACUGCCCUGCAUUCUUUCCACAUCGAUAUACUCAUUUACCAGCAGAGAAACUUCAACAUGCGAAGACCGUCAAUCUUCCGGCCUAAUUUGCCAAAGCUGUGAUCUAAUUGCUACUUGCGUCAAAGUCAAUAACAUUUGGAUGACGGUGCCGGUUGAACGAUGCGAUGUUGAUGAAGGAUUUUAUUGCAAUCUGAAUGCUCAAGGCUGUUCAAAUGCCACCGGGCCAUGUCAUCCGAUUGGCUUUGAGGGAAAUUUUGCCUGUACAUCAGAGGGUGUUUAUCCGGAUCCAUAUGAUUGCCAAAAAUAUCACAUGUGCUACAAAGCCGGAAGUACGUUAGUAUCAGCGAAUAUUGAUUGCGGUGCUGAUAAGGCAUUCUCUGCAGCAACCGGUGACUGUUCGCUGUACAUAAACAGUACCACAUGCAUCAGCCGACAGUACGAUUGCUCAAAUGUUGGGGAUAGUAAAUCAUGGCCGGGAAAUCUGAAUAUCUUUUAUAUUUGCAAAGCGAGAAUUGACAACAGUGAAAGGAUUUUAUAUCCAACAUUGUAUCGUUGUGCUAGUGGAGAAGUAUUUAACGGACGGAAUUGUGUUCAGAGAAGUGAUUAUACGGGACAGAUUGACAGUGGAUCGAAUAAUAAUAAUGGUGAUAAUUUGCCGUUUGUAUGCACGAAGCCCGGACUGUUUCCGGUGCCGAACAAUUGUCAAUCAUAUUAUUUCUGUAAUGCAUUUUUGCGAUUGAAAAUGUACAACUGUCCAUUCAAUACUCACUUUGAUGCCAAUGCAAAGUCUUGUUUAAGAGGAGCAUGUUUAAAUCGAUAGUUUACAAUCCGUUCAUAGUUAGACAUUUUCAUUAUUUAUUUCAAUUUAAUGCUUUUCUUAAUUUAUGUGCUGUCCUAGAUUUAAUAAUAAAAAAAUAUUG